Molecule: messenger RNA, 241 nt
Organism: Amoebophrya sp. A25
Lineage: Eukaryota; Dinophyceae; Syndiniales; Amoebophryaceae
Source: the annotation of a GenBank genome assembly
CAAAAUUGUUCCGUUAAUCUGCUCCGUGUUACAGUUUGCGCUUUGGCCAAUCACCUGCGACGAUGAAGCUCUGUUAUUUUUCACCGUGUUCACGAAAUCGCACUCCUGCCAUGCAUCGUACGAGUUCAUCGACGCGAUUGGUGAUGGAAGCCGAGCUAUCAGAUGGAACACAUAUGAGUUAAUCGCUUCUGCCAUCGGCGCCUUCAAUAGUGCGCGCAACAUCUCAUACACGCUUGCUGAC